This is a messenger RNA of Humulus lupulus (European hop), 2500 nucleotides long. RefSeq names its product pentatricopeptide repeat-containing protein At2g01740. The transcript has 4 exons. The record is from RefSeq and is a predicted model, not a curated record. NCBI's taxonomy places the organism in Eukaryota, Viridiplantae, Streptophyta, Magnoliopsida, Rosales, Cannabaceae. The coding region runs from base 53 to 1663 and encodes 536 amino acids. Gene Ontology annotation, molecular function: protein binding.
AGGGGUUAGGAGGCUUAAACCCUUAAAACUACAGCGAAUCCCUUGUAAAUGCAUGGUGAGAGAAACCCUCCACUCCUUCGCUCACCUGCGAAGGGCCUCAAAGUUUCCAACUCCUUUUACCUGCAACAAGCUUCUCCACCGCCUCACCAGCUCCAACUGUGGUGAACUUUCACUUAAAAUCCUCUCCCACUUGCUUUCCAAAGGGUAUGUUCCUCACCCAUCUUCCUUCAAUUCCGUUCUCUCUUUUCUCUGCAAGUUGGGUCACUUUAGUUUCGCUGAAAAUGUCGUAAAUUCAAUGCCCAGAUUCGGGUCUGUGCCGGAUGUUGUCACUUACAAUACAUUGAUUGAUGGGUACUGUAAGAAUUCUGAUAUCGAACAAGCUUGCUUCAGUGUGAAUAGGAUGUGUUUAGGCCAGUGUAGACCUGAUUUGGUUACUUUCAAUAUAAUGUUUAAUACAUUUUCUAAGCUGAAAAUGGAGAAAGAAUUUUUUGUGUACAUGGGUUUGAUGUGGAAAUGUUGUUUGCCUAAUGUGGUUACUUACAGUACUUGGGUUGAUAUGUUCUGUAAAAAAGGGGAUUUUGGUAUGGGUUCUAAAGUGUUUGAUGAAAUGGUGAGUGUUGGGGUGUCCCCUAAUUUUGUUGCUUUUACUUCUUUGAUUGAUGGCUAUUGUAAGGGUGGAAAGGUGGAUGUUGCUCUUAAGCUGUUUGUGGAAAUGAAAGGAUUCUCAGUUCUGCCUAAUGUUGUUACUUACACUGCACUAAUUGAUGGCCUUUGCAAACAAGGAAAGUUGGAAAAAGCAGAGUCAUUGUUUUCUAAGAUGUUGGAAGAUGGGGUUAAGCCUAACUCAGCUGUUUACACUUCAAUAAUAGACGGGUAUUUCACAGAAGGGAACACGGAUGUUGCCAUGAAGUAUAUAAAUAAAAUGCGGGGUCAAUGUAUUAGGCUUGAUAUCACCACCUAUGAGGUAAUAAUAUGGGGAUUUUGUAAGAACGGUAUGUUAGAUAAAGUAUCCGAGGUUCUGAGAACUAUGGUUGAGAGUGGACUGUCUCCAGAUAAGAUCAUGUUAACGACCAUUAUGGACGCACAUUUCAAAGCUGGCAAUUUAAAGGCUGCUUUGGAGGUGUACCAAGACUUAUUGGUCAGGGGUUUUGAACCGGACACUGUAACUCUUUCAACGUUAAUGGAUGGGUUAUGCAAGCACGGGCAUCUUCAGGACGCUAGAGGGUAUUUUUUCCCGGAAAAAGCCAAUGAAAUCUCAUAUACAGUGCUUAUUGAUGGGAUGUGCAAAGAAGGGCAGCUGGGGGAAGUUGAGACAGUUGCCAGGGAGAUGUUAGAGGCAGGGUUUGUUCCAGACAAGUAUGUGUACACUUCUUGGAUUGCUGGGCUUUGCAAACAGGGAAAAUUAGUAGAGGCUUUUAUGCUUAAGAAUAAAAUGGUCCAGGAAGGUGUUGAACCUGAUUUGUUCACUUAUAGCUCCUUAAUUUUUGGUUUAGCGAACAAGGGGCUAAUGAUUGAGGCAAAACAGGUUUUUGAUGAUAUGUUAAAACGGAAAGUCUCUCCUGACAAGGCUGUCUACGAUAUUCUGAUUAGAGGUUAUCGUAGGGAGGAAAAUGAAGCUGCUGUUUUGGGUUUGUACGAUGAAAUGAGAAAGAAAGGACUUUGAUUUCAAAUAAUGUGCCUUUUACCAAGAGCCGUGUGUGGAUUCCAUCACAUACUGGUACCAAGCGGUUCUGACAAAGAAUGAGUAGGCUGUGAUCUGAGAUAACUCUCAGACUAUUGGGCUGGCAAUGAAUUUCAGGAUGGAAAUAUUUUGCUUGAUCAGAGAUGGAAUUUUUCUGCUCAAAGGACUCAACAAGUCAUGGAUUCCCAACAAUGGCUUCUAUUGCAGCUCAGCUUCCCACCGAAGCUAUUACUGGAAGGGUUCAUGCUGCUCAGGAGAAUGAUCAUAUGCCUCCAAUUGAAGCUGUUCUUGCCCUUAUGCAGGCCGUGCUUUUAGCUUGCCCGACAAGAGGCAGAUUGCAAAGCCUUGGAUUGUCUUACAAAACCAAAGGGAAGCAGCUUUACUUGAAAGCUGAGAGGUCUGUUUUGGUUGGCUUUGCAAAACCUCCAUGAUCAAUGAUCUUCAAAAUAGAAACCAAGAGUGGAUGAGCAAAUAGAAACUUAUCAGUGGGGAAAAUGCUGUAACUUAGGGACAAGCUAGCAAUAACUGAGAGAAAACUGCCAAUGAGCUCGGUUAAAAGUAAUAUAUUGGCUUAAAAAUAUCAUUUCUUUUUGUGAUAUUUGUUUUGAAUGUUAGAUUUGAGUAAAGCAUUGAUUUUCUACUCAAUGAAGACUGUGUAAAUUAAGUAAUCACGUAUGGACUAUAUAUAAUCAUUUGUUUACAUAAAUCCAAGAAAAUGUAUUGUUUCGACAGGUUUACCUAAAAAGCAAACACCAUCUACAUGAAAAUUUGAAAUCUUAGCAUGAAUCAGCCCCUACAUUGAUUAAAACAAUCUCUAAU